UCUGAUCCGUCGUCGCGGGGCCGCGGAUUCCCCAUUCGGGCCCAGGGUCUUACCUGGUGAAACGAGGCUGCUGCAACCGUCUAUCGGUAUCGAUCCUGCUCACAGAUUUCCGCACAUCCCGUCGCUUAGGCCGUCAGAGGAAUUUGUGGUAUGGCAAAAAUGCAGAGAAUCGAAGCCGACCUCCUUACCAGACCCACCAUUGCCAUCUUGGACGAAGAAUGCCAACCAAACCGAUCUACUUAGCGGGCGGGAAAUUUCAAAUUUCCAGAUUUUUUAAGUUCGGGCGAAUUCGGUUUUGCUCGGUUCACGGUUCGCCCGCUGCAGCGCCCCGUCCGACAGACGCCAUUUUUUAGCGAACGCCGAGUGCCGAUUAUUUGUGGCCCCAGAAUCGCGCCGAUUGAGCUUCUAAUUUUGUCAUGGACUUGACAUUCAACGGGUUAAUUAGGUAGCUGGCAAAUUCAAGCGUUCAACAUGGAGCACGUGCGUUCGUUCAAUGCAGAGCUCUCGUCUCUGUACGAGGUCAAACCGCCUAUUUCGAAGGCGAAGAUGAACAACCUCACCAAGACAGCCAUCAAAGCCAUCAAGUUCUACAAACAUGUUGUUCAGAGCGUGGAGAAAUUCAUACAAAAGUGUAAAAUGGAAUACAAAGUACCUGGGUUGUACGUCAUCGACAGUAUUGUGAGGCAGUCGAGGCACCAGUUUGGCGCAGACAAAGACGUCUUUGCACCGAGAUUUGCAAAAAAUCUCUACUUGACAUUCACACACCUCUUUCAAUGCCCUCCUGAAGACAAAAGCAAAAUCAUACGAGUGCUGAAUUUGUGGCAGAAAAACCAAGUUUUCACUGCCGAUAUUAUUCAGCCCAUUUUCGACUUGGCAGACCCAAAUAAAAGGCCUGAGCCUACUGCAAAUGGAGUCACUGUCAAAACUUCGCCUCAAAAAGCAGUGACAGACAGCAGCACACCAAAGUGGCCUGAAACUGCCGGAAGCACUCCGAAGGUGAUGAACGCGCCACAAGGAGACCAGCAGCAUUCCUUGGUACAGCAGCUACAGACUCUGCAGCACCUGUUUAUAUUGCAGCAGCAACAAGGGCAGCAGGAGCAACAAGUUAAAUUUGACAAGAAGCUGCUUGAUUUUGAUUAUGGUGACGAGGAGGAAGAAGAUCACAACGAUGGUUCCAACCAAGCUGGGCAAGGAGGGGAUUCUCUUCCAGCUCUAGAGUCUCUUGGAAAUCUUCUAGCUAAUCCGGUAGUGUUAAGGCAACUGCAGACUUUGCAAAUGACAGUGAGCCAACAGCAACAAGUAGAGAUUGAAGAAAAAGUCAGGCGACUGCAAGAAAUGAAGCAACAAGAGGCUGAAUUUGACAAACACCUUGCGCAGACUGUUCCUAAUCUGCCUUUUGCAAGCCAAUGUGAACUGAAGCCCAUUCCGAUAUCGGAGCUGAAAGCAACGCCGAAUGAAACUAAUGUUGAUCUUAGUGCAUUUGGACUUGACAUGUCAGUGCCACCUCCCGGUUAUUCAGCCCUGUUGUCAUCUAUUCAGCAACAAGCUCUUCUAGGCGUUGAUAUAUCUAUGGAUGCUGACUUAAGAAAACAACAAGUGCAAAUUAUAAGUUUAGAUUCUGGUGACGAAGGGAAAUCUGAAAGAAGUAGGUCCAGAAGUAGAUCUCCUAGAGGAAGGCGGCGAAGAAUGAGAUCUAGGAGCAGAGACAGAAGAAGAGGACGUCGAUCCCGCAGUAACUCGCGGGGUAGACGUUCUAGAAGUAGAUCAAGAAAAAGAGGGUUGCCAUCAGGCAGCAGAGAUAGAGAGGAGCGUGAACAAGAAAGAGAGAAGGAAAGAGAGCGAAAAAGGAAAGGACUAGCGCCAGUUAAAAAAGAUCAUUUGAGUGUUUGCAGCACAACACUCUGGGUAGGGCACCUGUCUAAGCUGGUCCAACAAGAAGAACUUUCCGAUACAUUUGGAGAGUAUGGAGAUAUCAUUUCCAUAGAUUUGAUACCGCCGAGAGGUUGUGCUUUCAUCUGCAUGAACCGUAGGCAAGAUGCGUAUAAGGCACUCAACAAGCUCAAAAAUCACAAAAUGCAGGGAAAAGUUAUUACUUUGGCAUGGGCGCCUGGUAAGGGUGUGAAAGGCAAAGAAUGGAAGGACUACUGGGAGGUGGAGCUUGGAGUGACAUAUAUACCCUGGGUCAAAUUGAGCAGAGAAGUCAAUAUGGAGCAGUUUGAGGAAGGUGGAAUGGUAGACGAAGAAACAAUACCUGACUAUCUUAAAAAUAAAGCAGCGCAGCAAAUGAUGCCCCAAAUGGUUCAGCCAUUCCUUCAAAUGCCGGAGGCCAUAGCAGCCGCCACAGACACCUCUCAACCACCACCUAAUGCGGGAAUGCAAACAAACAAUCCUCUUGCCAUGGUUCCACCAUUCAGCUUGCCUCCACCACUUACUCUGACGAUGAAUCCAAAUUUGGUUUCUAUGGGCGUUCCUCCCCCUGGAAUGCUGCCUAUGGUUGUUGGCCCCUAUGGCGCUGCCAACCCUUUGCUGUCCACAUUGGGUCAAAUACCUCUUCCGCCAUCGGCUCCUCCUGGCCAAGACAAAUUGCCUGAGGUGAAUGUUCCACCGCCAGGACCAAACAUGGGUGGCGCCGCUCCCCCUAUGGAAAUGAAUCUGCCUGAUAAGCUGCUGGACAGUGAUAUCAUCAUGGAAGACGCCAAACGGGGUGCAGGGAACCAAAUGAGACUUAGUGACGAGCUGCUGGCUACCCUGAAGGGUGGCCCUCCACCUAUUGGGCGUGAGGGAAGAGAAAGACGACCAAGGAGGGACCGCUGGGAACGCAGUCCUGAAGAACAGCAGUGGCACGCCAACAGGGAUGACAGCCGCGCGCAGCCAACCACUUCAGUUCAGGAUAGGCUGAGGAGUUUGGCACAUGGAGAUUAUGACACCGGAAGAUUGGCUGGCCCCCGAGACCAUGACUUACGCCUCUCUCCAGAGCGAGGCAUGUCCCCGCCAAGGGAACCUGAGAUGAUGAUUGGAGUUGGAGAAAUAAUGGACUUCAUGGGUCCGCCAGGUGGACCCCCUCCUCGCCGCUACAGUCCUGACCCAUACGGUGGCCCCUCCAUCCUGGGACCUCCACCUAUUCACGAUGGCUUCCGUGGCCGAGGCCUUCAUGAUGACUUUGGCCCUCCUGUAGGCCCUGACUUUGGGCCACCCUUUGACGACUUUCCACCAAACGGAAGACCUUUUGACGACUUUCCUCCGGAUCCGUUUGAUGGCCCACCCCACGAUGAUUUCAUGGACCGAGGGGACUUCUUUCCGCCACACCACGAUAUGUUCAGACCAAGGUCCGAAGGUUUCGGCAUGCGCAUGAUGGGCCCUGGAGGACCACCCAUUCGAGGCAUGUUCCGAGGCCCGAGAGGAGGACCCAUGGGCAUGAGAGGGCCUCGACCCAUGCGAGUAGGACCACCAGGUGCCAUGUGGCAUGAAGGCGACGGCCUUCCUUUUGACCCGAUGGACGAUGGCUUUAACGAUGUGCCGUUCUUUGACGAACCUAUGGAUAUGCACCCAGAUAUGCACAUGCGGCGCCAUCGAGAGCGCGGUGGCCGUGGGCGCUUCCCUCGCGGCCGUCAUGAAGGGGGUCGUUGGGAAGAGGGCGGUCUAAGGGAUGGCCCUAGAGAUAUUCCAAGAGACGGCCCUCGAGAUGGCCCAAGGGAUGGCCCUAGAGAUGUUCCAAGAGAUGGCCCUAGAGAUGUUCCAAGAGAUGGCCCUAGAGACGGCCCAAGAGAUCUUCCCAGAGACGGCCGUAGAGAUGGUUCACGAGACCGUACAGAAGAAAGAGGCCCUCGAAGGGAGGAUAAUGGCCGGCGAGAGGAACGUCCACGAGAUGAAGAGCAACGACGUGAACGAGAACGCAGCCGACCUUCUCGCUGGAGCAAAGUCAGUCCUCCACCCCCUGAGAUAAUUGCAGCUGAAGCGCCUCCUGCCGUCCCUGACACGGUCCCUGAAAAGCCGUCAAUACCUUCUGCAGUAGAAAAUGGAGGAGGAGAAGGAGAGCCAGAGCCCGCUCCAGAACCAACCCCUGUUGCUGCUGCUGAAGAAACUGCACCUGAGGCGUCCGCUGACUAAGAAAAUAGGAGCCUUUGACCAAUGAGCUGUGAUCAGACGAUGCCAAAGAGAUUUUUAUGGGCUAUUUUUGCAAUAAUAAUGUUCAAAUUUUUAAAAUCUUGACUUUUCUUUGAACUGAAUGAACGAACCCAGCAAAGGUAGGUCUGAUCCAGCCAGCAGCAAAAGGACUCCGCCAGCGCCUGCACUCUAACGCAGUGUUUGGUGCAAGGUAUUGUGUACAUACUGUGGAAACACGAUUUUGAUUGUGAAUAAUUAAUUAUCCGAUUGUAUGGCAUGCCUUUCGAUGUGAAAUAAAAAAAAAUUCGCCGUCGAGCAAACGAUA
Neocloeon triangulifer is the source of this 4429-nucleotide messenger RNA. RefSeq names its product SR-related and CTD-associated factor 4 (gene Isha). The record is from RefSeq and is a predicted model, not a curated record. NCBI's taxonomy places the organism in Eukaryota, Metazoa, Arthropoda, Insecta, Ephemeroptera, Baetidae. Gene Ontology annotation, molecular function: RNA binding. The transcript is spliced from 16 exons. Gene Ontology annotation, cellular component: nucleus. The coding region runs from base 472 to 4107 and encodes 1211 amino acids.